AUGCGCUUCCAAUUUGUCGCAGCGGCAGGCCUUCUGCCAGUGACCGCGCUGGCAGAACCCUGCCAGCCAUAUAAGCUCAGCAUCACGGCCGCUAGAUCCUCCACAAGAUGGAUGGACUGCCAGCCCGGGGAAUGCGACGGAAGGAUGCAGAUGUUCGACGUUACCGUCAACAACACCGGCACAACCUGGGUUGUUUCUCAGCCAUCCGUUACCGUCACCAUUAACGGCACCGGCCUCACAACGUACCGACAUGGCAAGAUUAUGCGGCUUCGCCCCGGCGACUCUGUUAUUGUGGAACUCGGUGUACAGACCGAGGUUAUCGAUGUUGACCGACCGGUCAAUGCAACCGCCCACUGGGACGACGGUGGCUCCUGCCAAGACUCCACUACCCUUGGCUUUACUGAUACAUUGUGA
Messenger RNA from Pochonia chlamydosporia 170, 414 nucleotides. RefSeq lists its product as hypothetical. The record is from RefSeq and is a predicted model, not a curated record. The coding region runs from base 1 to 414 and encodes 137 amino acids. The transcript is spliced from 2 exons. NCBI's taxonomy places the organism in Eukaryota, Fungi, Ascomycota, Sordariomycetes, Hypocreales, Clavicipitaceae.